Molecule: messenger RNA, 2902 nt
Organism: Hyalella azteca
Lineage: Eukaryota; Metazoa; Arthropoda; Malacostraca; Amphipoda; Hyalellidae
Source: RefSeq, a predicted model, not a curated record
AUGCCUGCCUUCGGUGGCAUGAUGCCUGCCUUCGGUGGCAUGAUGCCUGCCUUCGGUGGCAUGAUGCCUGCCUUCGGUGGCAUGAUGCCUGCCUUCGGUGGCAUGAUGCCUGCCUUCGGUGGCAUGAUGCCUGCCUUCGGUGGCAUGAUGCCUGCCUUCGGUGGCAUGAUGCCUGCCUUCGGUGGCAUGAUGCCUGCCUUCGGUGGCAUGAUGCCUGCCUUCGGUGGCAUGAUGCCUGCCUUCGGUGGCAUGAUGCCUGCCUUCGGUGGCAUGAUGCCUGCCUUCGGUGGCAUGAUGCCUGCCUUCGGUGGCAUGAUGCCUGCCUUCGGUGGCAUGAUGCCUGCCUUCGGUGGCAUGAUGCCUGCCUUCGGUGGCAUGAUGCCUGCCUUCGGUGGCAUGAUGCCUGCCUUCGGUGGCAUGAUGCCUGCCUUCGGUGGCAUGAUGCCUGCCUUCGGUGGCAUGAUGCCUGCCUUCGGUGGCAUGAUGCCUGCCUUCGGUGGCAUGAUGCCUGCCUUCGGUGGCAUGAUGCCUGCCUUCGGUGGCAUGAUGCCUGCCUUCGGUGGCAUGAUGCCUGCCUUCGGUGGCAUGAUGCCUGCCUUCGGUGGCAUGAUGCCUGCCUUCGGUGGCAUGAUGCCUGCCUUCGGUGGCAUGAUGCCUGCCUUCGGUGGCAUGAUGCCUGCCUUCGGUGGCAUGAUGCCUGCCUUCGGUGGCAUGAUGCCUGCCUUCGGUGGCAUGAUGCCUGCCUUCGGUGGCAUGAUGCCUGCCUUCGGUGGCAUGAUGCCUGCCUUCGGUGGCAUGAUGCCUGCCUUCGGUGGCAUGAUGACUGCCUUCGGUGGCAUGAUGCCUGCCUUCGGUGGCAUGAUGCCUGCCUUCGGUGGCAUGAUGCCUGCCUUCAGUGGAGUGUCUGACGCUGACGAUGAGUUCGCCUUCGCCGACGGCCGGGCGGUCCUGGAGCGGGAGUUCGGAGAUGAAGACUUGCGUGCUUUGUUCCUUGACGACGAAGAGUUGACGUUACCCAGCCACGCCCCUAGCCCUCCUAACGCAAACGUGAAAAAUUCAUCGUCUGGGAACGUCAAUAUAACGGCAGAAAGUGGGCAGCCUAAGCCAGCCGAUCAGACUGGCAGAAUUUUCAACCGACCUCAGGAAUCGUUCAGGGAUCCUCGGGAAUCCCAUGUGCUUUCCCCACCAGCCCCACCGUCCGCCAGGAUCGUCAACCGCCCCCAGGAAUCGUACUCAGAUCCCUUGGCUUCUGAUGUGCCUCCACCACCAUUUCCACCUUCUGCCAGGAUCGUCAACCGCCCCCAAGAAUCCUUCUCGGAUGCCCUGGCAUCCGAUGUACUUCCACCACCAUUUCCACCGUCCGCCAGGAUUGUCAACCACCCCCAUCAAUCGUACUCUGAUCCCCUGGCAUCUGAUGUGCCUCCACCGCCAGCCCCACCGUCCGUUAGGAUCAUCAACCGACCUCAGGAAUCGCACUUCGACCUCAUUGCGUCUCAUGAACCUCAUUCUCAACCAAGCGGGCGAAAUACCGAGGCCUUGGUAGAUAUCCUCUUGCAACACUCCCCUCAUCCCAAGUACAAGCUCUCUCAUGGCGUCCAACUUAUUGCUGAUCACCAUCCUGCCAACCACCAUUACCAUCAACCUGCCUCGAAAUAUGGUCCCCCUUCAAUGGAGUACGGUGCACCACCCAUCACGGCAGUCGACAGUCAUUAUGAGUUCCUGAAGCGAGUGGACGACUACGUGGAGAACUCGCUCAAGUCUGUCGAGGACUCCUUAAGUUACUUCAACCCCUUGACGUGGUUCUCUGGUACAGCCAAGGAGGAGAGCGAAGUGCUCUCAGACGACGUGGCUAGUAACGACUUCCUGGCCCCACUUCCUCCCGUGUACCACGCACCUCCUCCUCCUUCAUCCUACCACGCUCCUGCGCCUACAUCCUACCAGGCUCCACUCCCUCCCGUGUACCACGCUCCUCCCCCUUCCUCCUACAAGGCACCACUUUCGGCCGCAUACCAGGCACCUCAGCUGUCUUCCUACGUCACUCCUCCCCCGCCUUCUUACCAUGCCCCUCCCCCGUCUUCCUACGUCACUCCUCCCCCUUCUUACCAUGCCCCUCCUCCGUCUUCAUACGUCACUCCCUUCCCGCCUUCUUACCGCGCACCUCCUCCAGCAUCUUAUAUAACUCCUCCUCCUCCCAUGUCAUCUUACGAGGUUCCAGAACCAGCAGGGUACCAAGCUCCUCCAGCAGGAUACCAGGCUCCAGUACCAUCAGCUUACCAGGCUCCUCUGCCGUCAUCCUACGUGACCCCUCCUCCAGCAGCGUAUCAGGCUCCAGUACCAGUGACCUACCAGCCUCGCUUGCCCCCCAUGGAGAGGCCGAAGCACUCGGCGUUCUUGGCGGAGCCUAUCCCAUACGAGACGCAGUUCAUACCAUACGCCCCCGCUUACGUCACCCUCACCAGCCCCGACACCGGCGACGAGGACAAGAACAAGGGCUGGAAAAAGCUCUUCAAGUGGUUCUGAGCUGCAAGGAUUUUUGAACAGCAUUUGCUGAAGUUGUGAAAUUCUGGUGUAUGUGGGACCGUUUAAGUUCUACAUGCAUUAACUUGACCCCGACUGGCUAGAUUAGGUGAAUAUUUACGCAGAUUUUGUCGAAUGAGUAGCUACGAUGAAUUGUGCAUUUAUAAAUUUUUGGGGUCGUAAAUGAGAUAUGUGAUUUUAUAAAAAAAAUUCUCCGUUCACACACGAUAUUUUAAAAAUCUUGAUGUCUUUUUAUACGAGGCUCCUAUUGCUCUUGAAGGCAGUUUGGUCCUCAAUGGUUUACGCGUCAUCCAUAUUGUGAUCAAUAAACAUUCCCUGGUAUGGGCUUAUGAAAUACACGAAUUGAAUUAAAUGUUGUAACAUU